Messenger RNA from Hyalella azteca, 912 nucleotides. RefSeq lists its product as uncharacterized. The record is from RefSeq and is a predicted model, not a curated record. The coding region runs from base 1 to 912 and encodes 303 amino acids. The transcript is spliced from 6 exons. NCBI's taxonomy places the organism in Eukaryota, Metazoa, Arthropoda, Malacostraca, Amphipoda, Hyalellidae.
AUGGCUACACGGCUGCACGGCUACACGGCUACACGGCUGCACGGCUACAUGGCUACACGGCUACACGGCUGCACGGCUGCACGGCUACACGGCUGCACGGCUACACGGCUGCACGGCUGCACGGCUGCACGGCUGCACGGCUACACGGCUAGCGGUAGCUGGGAGCUGCCGGAAUAUUUACAGAAAAACACGUGCAUGUACUUAGGCAGGUCUCCCAUCACACUGCAUUAUUACCAAUUAUCAGUCGAGAAGAUGAAGAGCUUCAUAAUUUUCUUGGCCCUUGCGGCUGCGUUAUCUUGCGUCGUCGGCCAGAUCAUCGACUACCCAGAUUUGCGGUACCUCAAGGCGUACACAUCUACUGAUCCUCAUGCAACUCCCGCUCACGAGUUCCUCGACUCCUGCCCUGACCUGGGCGUCCUCGGCCUGGAUAAUGUCAUCAAACGAGUCUGCGUGACGGGAUAUUGGAUCCUGUACUCUGAGAUAUCUUACGAUAAUGAAGCGAAUUACAUUCGCGGUGUCAACUACUGCUACACCUUGUCUACAUCUGCAUCUAUAUCUUCUCUGCGGUAUGCGGGCAGCCCAUAUGGCAUGGACGACGUAUAUUUCAACCUCUACGAGUCAUCGUUUUUUGAAGGGAACGAAUUUAAGGGCAACACAAAUACUGAAACCGUCGUGGAGUUGGACAUGAAAGUUUCCUCCUUGAUUGUCAGUGGACAAUCGCCGUGGACUUUCUUCACGGGACUCAAGUUCACCGGCCAGUCCGCGUGCGUUCAUCCCGAAUACCAGGCUACCGACAACGGCAUUUCUAUGCACUAUAACUACGUACUAUCGGUAAGAAAAAUCUGCAGAUGUCCACGUAAGCUUUGUGCUGUUUACUUAAAAACCUCUGUAGCUGUUUGGACAGUCGCUUGA